GCCCAAACCCUAACUAUAUAUAUAGCCUUCCAUCGCAAAUUCCCUUAAAAACCCUAGGAACCGUGCGACCACAUUCCUAAGCAGCCUCCUCUGGUCUUCUUCUUGGCGCUCCGUUACAGCUAAAUAUGAAGGUGAUAGCCGCUUUUUUGCUCGCUUUGUUAGGUGGUAACCCUAACCCCACAGCCGAUGAUUUGAAGGCUAUUCUCGGAUCAGUUGGAGCCGAGGCUGAUGAGGACAUGAUUAAGUUGUUGUUGGAUCAAGUCAAGGGGAAGGAUCCAUUAGAACUUAUUGCUUCUGGAAGAGAAAAGUUGGCUUCAGUGCCUUCUGGUGGCGGUGGCGGUGGUGGUGUUGCUGUUGCAGCAGCUCCUGCUUCUGGAGGUGGUGCUGCGGCUGCUGCUCCAGCUGAAGAAGCGCCUAAGAAAGAAGAGAAGGUUGAAGAGUCUGAUGAUGAUAUGGGUUUCAGCCUUUUCGAUUAGGAGGAUUGUUGCUGGUUCAUUACAUGUGCGUCUUGUCUUUUUUGGUGUUUUCGACGUUUAAGGAUUAUGUAGUUGGAUACCUAGAUAAUGAGGUUUUGUAAUUUUCGGUGGGCAAAUUAAGUCGAAAUUGUCAUAUAAUUGUUAACUUACUGAUUUUAGCUGUUUGGGUUCUGAUUUGAUGGUUCUCAUUGCGAAUUGUUUGCGUUAAUGCAUUUCAACCUUUCUGGUUAGUUGUUUAGUACCAAUGAAUACGGGUUUGAUUAACCCACACC
Molecule: messenger RNA, 748 nt
Organism: Tripterygium wilfordii
Lineage: Eukaryota; Viridiplantae; Streptophyta; Magnoliopsida; Celastrales; Celastraceae
Product: 60S acidic ribosomal protein P2-like
Exons: 4
Coding region: 126-476 (116 amino acids)
Biological process (GO): cytoplasmic translational elongation
Cellular component (GO): ribosome; cytosolic large ribosomal subunit
Molecular function (GO): structural constituent of ribosome
Source: RefSeq, a predicted model, not a curated record